GUGAUUGCACAAACAUUGUCUGAUCAAGGAGACUCAGUUAACCCCGAACCAUUUAUUGUUCACAAGAACGUAAACCAUUCAUUUAUAUAUCAUCCAGUAUCGACCACAAAUAACCUAUUUUUUUGAUUUGAACAGUCUGCUCAAGUAUUUUUAUUUGCCCCUUCCUAAGACACACAUUGUUUUUAUUUCCUGAACCCGAUAGAAAAUGUCUUUUAACGUGGAUUGGAACUUAUUAGAGACGGAGUCUAUGGCCCAGUGGACCAAGGAGCUACUCACAGAAACGUUGAAUUCGGGCAAACGUCCCAAUAUAUUAGCGUCUGAAAUCGAGAUUAAAGACUUAAACUUCGGCAAAAUCCCUCCCACAUUUGAGAUACUAGAAAUUGGAGAGUUGGAGACAGACCGAUUCAGAGGCAUCUUCAAAAUCAACUACGAUGGGGAUGCUCACAUCACUUUGCACACCAAAGUUCAAGCCAAUCCGUUAAAGAUUUACAGUGAUAACUUAACUGAAUUGGAAGACUUCAUCGGAGGUUCCAGUGACUUUAUUAAGCCCAAUUUCCAGCUCUCGAAUGACGAAUUUUCUUUGCCUUUAGACUUGAAGUUGAGUGAUAUAAAAAUCUCUGGUAUUGGAAUCAUUGUAUUCUCCAAAACAAAAGGAUUGACCCUUGUUUUCCGUAACGACCCCUUAGACUCCAUCAAUGUCAGCUCCACCUUCGACAUGGUGCAAGUGUUGGCUAAGUUCUUACAAAGCCAAAUUGAAACUCAAAUCAGAGACUUGUUUAGAGAGACUCUACCCACUGUGUUACACAAGUUGUCCUUGAAGUAUAUUUCCUCGAAUAAUGAUAAUUUCUUGAAUAACUUGAACUUGCACAACUUCAAUGUUAACAACAACAACGAGGUGGUCUUGUUUGAUUUGAAUAACGAAUUCAAUAACUAUUCGGCCAAAAACUUGCAGAAAAACUUAAAGCUCUUUAAUUCAAGAGAAACAUUGAACUUGCAUAUUCCAAAAUUCAAGAAUGUUAUUCAAAGAUCCAACUUGCAGAAGUUCAACAAGAAAUUGUCGCCAAAUUUACUCACAUCAUUAAGCUUGAUAAAUGAUAAUAAGGUAUUUGAUAAUAAUGGCAGCAAUGGAAUUCCAAUCAACUUUUUGGUGGAUAAGGAGUACACAGAUGUACAACACAUUGUCAAGAACAUCUCAGACAUCCAGUCAAAUAACUAUUACCAAAAGAAUGUGAACAACAACAUGGCGAAGCCCAAGAGAAGAGUUAUUAAAUUGAACCGAAACAAGACAUCCAAGAGUAUUGACAAUAAUGCAAGCAAUACUAUGUCUGUAGCUGAAAGCACCCUAUUAUCUAACUACAACGGCAUUUCUCAGACCUCAACGAUGAAUGAUGAUGACAACUUAGAUGUUACACAGUCUGAGGACAUGGAGUCUGAGGGAAGCACGUGCGUCGAUGAACAAGAUGAUGUGCUACAACAACCAAGACCAUUGAGAUUAAACGAACUCAAACAGAUUCAUUCUCAUUCACAUUUCCACCGGAACUUCGACAAUAGUUCACCAAAUAAUUCCAACAGCUCUUUCUUGAGUGGAGUGGGAAUAGGUAACAACUACUUUAACUUCACCAACAAGGAGCACGUGAACCCUGAUGAGUUCAAGAAGUCUGACGAUGAGGUCUAUAAUGAAGUUAAUGAGAAAUCUAACAACUACCUUGAUGUGAAAAGCAUCAAGGAGAAAUUGAACGAGUUACGAAAAUUGCAGAUGGAAAACCACAAACAUUUUUACAUGGAGAUGCCGCCCCCUUAUCAACUAUAAAGUAGGAGCCGGCUCUCCUUUGUGUGUAUUUAUUUAGUUCUUAUUUAUUAUAUUUAUUCAUGUAAAUAAACUGGUAUGAAUUUA
This is a messenger RNA of Yamadazyma tenuis ATCC 10573, 1894 nucleotides long. RefSeq names its product Chs7p (gene CHS7). The record is from RefSeq and is a predicted model, not a curated record. Gene Ontology annotation, cellular component: ERMES complex; endoplasmic reticulum membrane. Gene Ontology annotation, biological process: protein folding; mitochondrion organization. Gene Ontology annotation, molecular function: lipid binding. Lineage: Eukaryota; Fungi; Ascomycota; Pichiomycetes; Serinales; Debaryomycetaceae.